This is a messenger RNA of Aedes aegypti (yellow fever mosquito), 1070 nucleotides long. Its product is annotated as chromatin complexes subunit BAP18. The coding region runs from base 128 to 730 and encodes 200 amino acids. The transcript is spliced from 5 exons. The record is from RefSeq and is a predicted model, not a curated record. Gene Ontology annotation, cellular component: NURF complex; MLL1 complex. Lineage: Eukaryota; Metazoa; Arthropoda; Insecta; Diptera; Culicidae.
AACUGUCAAACGCGAGAGGCGGCCAUCGAAAUCGAUUUGUGUUCGAGUGGGGAGGCUGUUGUUUGUUUACAAGUGGGAUCAAAGAAGCGAGUCGUUCCGGAAAAUAAAAUAAAAAUCAACCUUUACGAUGAAUUCAGCCACAAAGGUGGGUGAAAUCUUUACCGCCGCGGGAGCUGCUUUUAAUCGCUUAGGCGAACUGACAAUGCAGCUUCAUCCUUCGUCCGAUUCUCCCACUGGGAGCAAGUGGACAGAUGAAGAAAUUGAAAUGCUCCGCUCGGCAGUGACGCGUUUCAGCGAAGAUCUGAACCAAGUCAGUCAACGGAUCAAAGGACGGACGGUAUCACAAAUCCGCCAAACUCUGAAGAAAAAGGCCUUCGAGGACGCCGGCAUUCAGAUGAAGCCGCAGCAACAGUCAGUUCCCCAGCAGCUUCCGCCAAUUAUCCCGCCUCAGACGCAAACCAUUCUGGUUCAGCAACAGCAGCCAAGCAUUCAACCGACGACAAGUGGGACCGACCAGCAGCCGACAUUGAUCGUAAAGCAGGAUGAUCACGAAUCCGGUGGAACCAGCAGUAACGAUGCUGCCGGUGCCGGCUACUUGAAUAAACCUUCUGAUAUGAUGAUGACCCUGAACCGUCUCAACGUGCAAGAAUCGGAAGCCGACGUCGAGGGUUUGGCGUCGUCCGAGGUCAAGCUCGAAUUCGAACCCGGCCCGGAGGAAGUGACUGGGUGAGAUGAGGUGCCCUUUUACUUUAGUGUCUCUCCGCGGCGGGGCUGAUUAUGCUUUCGACUCGCCGGAAAGAUGAUUUAUGACACAUUUCGUUUGUAUUCAUUAUUUUCUGAAGCUUUUCUUUCAUUCUUCGGUUAAUUUUUAAUUUAUUUUGACUUAUGUGGUUUGAGCAAUUGUGCGAAGCUCAAUCAUGAAUAAACAUUGCAAAAGUAUUGAACUGAGAAAUGUACCCGAAUGUUCUUGUGAGAAGUGAAAAAUAAUCCAAUCAAUCGUAACGCGUUGCAACUAAAUGUCGGAUGAAAUUGUAUGUAAAGUAAUAAAGCUAAUCAAUACACGUCAUAAA